This is a messenger RNA of Racocetra fulgida, 1671 nucleotides long. Lineage: Eukaryota; Fungi; Glomeromycota; Glomeromycetes; Diversisporales; Gigasporaceae. The record is from the annotation of a GenBank genome assembly.
AUGAAGUUUUCUCACUCACUUCAGUUUAAUGCUGUCCCGGACUGGGCGGAUCGUUAUAUUGCCGAUGCUGAGGCAGUCGAAGAGUCUCCGUUGCUAGACUUAACAACUCGUGCAAAUGCAAUAUUUAUACCAGCGCUUGACAAAGAACUUACAAAAAUUAACUCAUUUUACCUCUCUAAAGAAAAUGAACUCUUUAAAGAAGUCACGAAUCUUAUUCAGGAUUUUGCUGUAUUUGAAAAUCUUGAAGAUUCUGUGAGUAUCCGCAGCAAUUCGUUUUCCCUAGGUCGGUCUAAUCAAUCAAUGGACAAAUCAAAUAAAAGGGCCAGUACUUCUCGUCUUCAUAGAAUGUCUGUCUCGGAAUCCGUUAUUUCAAAUGUUAGCAGUGAUGAAGAUGAAAAUACUCCAAUCACAAGAAUAACCAGCGGUAAUCUUAAAUCUUCAUAUUUAAAUAAUGUGGUAAAUGAUGCUUAUGUAUUUAAAGAUUCAACAUUUAAAAACAUGGAAGAACGAAUUCUAAAAGUGCAAGAAAUUUAUGCCAACAUAUGUACUAACGCAAAUAUGGAUGCAGCUAUGCGUGAGCUUAAAACACAUUUGAGGGAAUUUAUAGUUUGGGAAAGAAAUACUGUCUGGAGAGAUAUAAUUGGUCUAGAAAGAAAAUCUCAAGCUGUAGGCAUAAAAGCUCCCGUAACAAUAGAUCAGUCAACUGAAGAUAAAGCGAAAAUCAAAAUGCCUUUUGCAGCACACCAUAUUUUUUCUGCAAUGUUUUCACCAGUUAUAAUGUUACUUUUAGGUGGCUUUGCAAUUGCUGCUGCAUUAAGUAAAUAUCAUAUUGCAAAAGUGAUGGCUACGUUUUUGUUGUCAAAAGCUGGUACACGACCAAGCAUGGUUCUUCUUGUUAAUAUGUUCGUUGCGACAUUCUUGAGCAUGUGGAUAAGUAAUGUUGCUGCUCCAGUUUUUUCAUUUGCUCGAUGUUUAAUUUUAGGCAUUGCUCUGGCAUCCAAUGUUGGUGGUAUGGCAUCUCCAAUAUCAUCACCACAAAAUAUAAUAGCAAUUGAAUAUAUUAAUCCUUCUCCAACAUGGGGUCAAUGGUUCAUAGUAGCUAUUCCUCUAUGUAUAAUUAUAAACAUUUUAGUUUGGCUUGUGUUACUUUUUAAUUAUAAACCAUCUGAUAAUUCAUUAAUUAUUCAUCCAAUAAGAUUAACAAAAGAUCCAUGGUCAGGAACUCAAAUAUUUGUAAUGGUAGUCACUGGUAUAACUAUUGCAUUAUGGUGUACCGAAAAAACAUUCAAAUCCUUUGAAAACUUUUUUGGUGAUAUGGGAAUUAUAGCAGUUAUACCGUUAGUUGCAUUUUUUGGUACUGGAAUUUUAACAAAAGAAGAUUUUAACAAUUUUUUAUGGACUGUAAUUGUACUUGCAAUGGGUGGUAUAGCUCUUGGGGCUGCUGUACGUGAUUCGGGGUUGUUAAAAACCAUUGCUGAAUCCGUUCAAUUACUAUCUAAUGGUUUAAAUGUAUGGCAGGCUUUGGCAUUGUUUAGUUCAUUGGUUUUGGUUGUGGCCACAUUUAUUAGUCAUACUGUUGGUGCGUUAAUUAUUUUGCCUAUUGUGGCCGAGGUUGGAUUGCAUUUAAGCGACCCACAUCCAAAUUUACUUGUUAUGGUUUGUAUUGUUUAA